Molecule: messenger RNA, 1840 nt
Organism: Capsaspora owczarzaki ATCC 30864
Lineage: Eukaryota; Filasterea; Ministeriida; Capsasporidae
Product: WNK9 WNK kinase 9
Exons: 5
Coding region: 69-1700 (543 amino acids)
Biological process (GO): protein phosphorylation; intracellular signal transduction
Cellular component (GO): cytoplasm
Molecular function (GO): protein serine/threonine kinase activity; ATP binding
Source: RefSeq, a predicted model, not a curated record
UUCAGAUUGAGCAUUGAGUUCAGUUCUCUUGUAGCAGCAGCGUUGACUGACUGACUUACUUUCGGGGGAUGGCUUCGUCAAUGGCUGGCAAUGGCACCAACAACAACGGAGUGCCAGCGUCCAACAGCGCGCCAUUAGCAAGCACACCCGCUGCAGCCCCAACGACGACGGCUGCAACGACGGGUGCAACGACGACGACGACGACGACGACGGCUGCAAUGGCAGCUGCGACGACAAUGGAAGCCCAGCCAAAGCAACAACCCGCUACUGCCACUGCCACUGCCACUGCCACUGCAGCCACUGCAGAUACGAGCAACACUGCAGCAUUAGCAGCACCACCAGCAGCAGCUAGCACGAAGGACGCAGAUGGCGAGACAAGCGACAACGACAUUCUGGAGACGAGUCCAAACGGGCGCUGGCAAAAGCUGCGCAAGAAGGUGAUGCUGAAAGAAUCAACAGGCAUCGAUGAGGCGCAUUUGGCGUACGAUACAGAGGAAGGCUUUGAGGUCGUUUGGAACCAGAUCACAUUCACCACGAAACGACUGACGGCGACAGACCAGGAGCGCUUGAAGCAAAAGUUUACCGACUUUACUCAGCUCAAACAUCUCAAUUUGGUUCGUUUCUUCGACUUUUGGGUGGAUAACGACCAACAGCGUCUUGUGUUUAUUACAGAGUCCAUGACUUCUGGCACCAUUCGCGCAUAUCUCCGCAAGAACAAAAAGAACAACAAGGUUGUGAGCCCCAAGGUGUGGAAGCGCUGGUGUCGGCAAAUUCUCUCUGCACUGCGCUACCUGCACAGCAUGGUUCCUCCAAUCAUCCACGGAAAUGUGAGGUGCGACAGCAUCUUUCUGAUGCACAAUGGCCUUGCCAAGGUCGGCGCCAUUUGCCUGGACGACAUCCGAACGCAUGUUCGAACAGUCGCCGACGCAUCGCAGUACGAAGCUCCCGAGCUCCAGGCCAUGGAGGACGCGGCUGGCAAGGACGGGUACUCGCCAAAGGUCGACGUCUACGCAUUCGGCAUGUGUGUGCUUGAAAUUGCCACCGAAGAGACGCCGUACAGCGAGUGUGCCAACGCGGUUGAGCUCUAUCAGAAGGUCCUUCGCGGCGACAAACCCCAGGCUUUCGAGCGGCUCACGGAUCCAGAUCUCAUCGAGUUCAUUUCUGCCUGUCUUGCGCCGCAAGAGAUUCGCCCAAAUGCCGAAGAAUUGCUCUACCAUCGAUUCUUGCACGAAGUUCCCAUGCUCAAGGUGAUGGCUGCGCACUACAUUCUGCGCACCAACGUGCCGUACUCGCCCAAGCAGCUCCCGAAGCAGCUGAACGAUUUCCUGCGCGAGGUGGCCGACGGCGCCUGGGGAACCCUUGCCAAUAUCAAUCUGAAAGAGUCGCGGCGUGCCCUCAACCUGCUGCAUGGCAUUGCUGAGCCAGAGGGAGAGGGUAUGAUCCGCCUCGGCGUGAGCAUAGUGAUGCCAGAGAACAUGACUCGCGAGCUUGUCUUUUUGUACUCGCUUCAAAAGGACAAGCCAUCCUCCGUCGCUCGCGAAAUGGUCGGGCAAGGCCUUCUCUGCCGAGCAGAUGCCAAGGCCAUGGAGCGACAUCUCCACGAGAGCUUGGUGCGGUACCACGCCCAGGAGGCCGAACGACAACAAGCACCACUUGCACCGCAGCAACCACUCGCACAAGCUCCGACCGGGCCCCUAUAAGGGACGACGACCUGUUGUUUGGGGUUGAUGGUCGUUUGUUUUUGUGAAUACAACAUGUUAGCAUUUUUCGCUUGUUUCAACAAGUAGUUUUUCCCCUUUCAGCUGCUAGAAUGGAUGCAAGAAUAAAGUCAAUUCUGGAA